Messenger RNA from Aureobasidium melanogenum CBS 110374, 1041 nucleotides. RefSeq names its product MOSC domain-containing protein. NCBI's taxonomy places the organism in Eukaryota, Fungi, Ascomycota, Dothideomycetes, Dothideales, Saccotheciaceae. Gene Ontology annotation, molecular function: catalytic activity; pyridoxal phosphate binding; molybdenum ion binding. The coding region runs from base 1 to 1041 and encodes 346 amino acids. The record is from RefSeq and is a predicted model, not a curated record. The transcript is spliced from 3 exons.
AUGCAUAUCAGCAGAAUUUUCGUCUACCCCAUCAAGUCUGCUCGACCUUAUGAGCCUUCUUCGGCCGAAGUAACCAGACAUGGUUUCACCUAUGAUCGCCGAUUCAUGAUUCUUCAAGUCCAGCCAGAUGGCUCACUCAAGAACAUGCAUAUUGCAGAAUAUACCGAGCUGUCUCUCUUGUUCACCGAGAUCAAGUUUCCUCAGGACCAAGACGCUGCCAAUGCCUCCAUUCAUUUGACUUGGCGACCACCUCAUGGCGACCCGAGAGACGUAGAUGUUCCUCUGAUUCCUGACAUGACCUCUCUAGAGAAGAUCCGCGUGACAAUGCACUCCAGUCCUACAGAUGCAUACAAGAUGGAUGAUCAGUACAACAAAUGGCUGUCUGAAUGUCUAGGUUACGACGUUGUGCUAGCGUAUCUUGGUGAACAUGAGCGUCCAGUACUCAUGUCGACACACCAAAAGAAAAAUCAACCUCAAGCCGGAGGCUGGCUAUCAUCCAUUACCAGCAAAUUACCGACUUCGCUCGGCGCGAUCAUCUCAGGCGAAGACCAAGUGGACGACAAAAUCACCUUUGCAGACUGUGCUCCUUUCCUUGUUGUGAACGAAACCUCUCUUCGAGACGUCAGCAGGCGUCUCCCUGGUGGCGAAGAGAUGGACAUCUCGAAGUUCAGACCAAAUAUCAUCGUCAGCGGAGCCGAAUCCUCAUGGGAAGAAGACUACUGGUCAGAAUUGCAAACGUCCAGCAACGUAAAGUUGCAUUUGGUGCAAAACUGUGUCAGAUGCGUAAGUCUCAACAUCGACUACGCCACUGGUAAGCCUGGCGAAGGCGAGGCUGGCAAGAUUCUCAAGAAAUUGCAAAGCGAUCGACGGGUAGACAAGGGAGCCAAAUACUCACCUGUCUUUGGUCGGUAUGCAUUUUUAGGCAAGGGUGAUGAGGGCAAGUCGUUGUCCAUUGGCGACAAAGUGACAAUCACUCAGCUUAAUGCCGAGAGGACAACUUUAGAUUGGCCAGGUAUUGGUAGUACUCCAGCCCCAGCUUGA